This is a messenger RNA of Suillus bovinus, 3251 nucleotides long. RefSeq lists its product as uncharacterized. The record is from RefSeq and is a predicted model, not a curated record. Bases 171 to 3164 code for a protein of 997 amino acids. Lineage: Eukaryota; Fungi; Basidiomycota; Agaricomycetes; Boletales; Suillaceae. The transcript is spliced from 18 exons. Gene Ontology annotation, biological process: DNA repair.
CGGAUAUUUCCGUGGCUUCAUUCGCUAGAACCUCGCGUAAUGCGUAAGGGCACCUGGACCCUGGGGAGCUAUGCGCGUCGCUUUCCAUUUCAAGGAUUCCCUUCUACGAGGCAUAUAUCAGAAACCAGGCAUAGCAGACUUACUGAAGGCAACGCGAGACCUCGUGCCUCAUGGAGUUGCCAGUUACCUGGGAUGACACGUCUUUGCUUGCUUAUGAACCUCUGCUAUCUUACUGCUUUCUAUACUCCGAGGCCGAACGUUCGACUCGUCGUGAAAGCAAUGCCAUUAUCGAGAACUUCGUGGAAGAUAUGCGGCGCGACAAACAAGCCCUUGCUGCAGCUCAAGCAUGGCUCCGUCUAGCAUUUCCGCCGGAGAAUGAUGAGACAGGCGCCACAGUACACUCUGCCAAUGAUCCAAACAUGCUGGCCAUCUUCUUUGAAUUUUAUCGUCUGUUACAAGCGAAUAACCACUCAACGGAGUACCUUUUCCAGAAGAAACAUGAACUACUGAACACUCGCGCCACACAAGGCGCACGAUCGGGCCGUGGAGGGCACAGCGCAAAGGCACCUAGACGUGGAGUCAAUGACAACAGUCGCAAUCGUGGUAGGGGUAGGGGUCAAGGUCGGGGUCGAGGUCGGGGUCGGGGUCGGGGUCGCGACCGCAGCAGUGGCCAAAAGCGUUCAAGCUCGACACCUUUUACAGUUACCGAGUCACCACAAGAGCAUCCCCGCACACCUGAAGCACCUGAGUCCAAUAAGACUCCUAAUGAUAAAAUCAUGCUCGACAGUUCGGAUGGCCUUUCUUCGAUUGACCUACCGAUUCCCCUGCCAUUACCCAAGGAGGAUUGUUUAGAUGAUCCACCUGUAUCGCCCGUCUGUCAAUCACCAGGUGAAAUCCACCCAGGACCGGCCAGUAGCUCGCUUAGCAAUGUUGACAGCACUACCCAUGCAGAACAAGGUACACAAGUCCUCGCUAAUGGUGACCUGUCCCCAAACCAUGGUCAGGAGUAUAGCGGCCUACAGUCUAACGAUUCAGAUCACUUCGUAGCGCGAUCUUCCGAAUUGAUGGUUACGGGUGUACUUUUGCCAUCUAAACGGUCUCUUCGCCCCUUGCCACGCAAAGUAGCCACAAAGUAUAUUCCACCAAGACAUGAACAACAAAUUUCCUAUGCUCCACCGUCGAGACAAGCCCUUGAUCAGGAAGGCGUCGAUCGUUUGCUGACAGAUAUUGGUAGGAAUGCCUCGCUGAUGCACUCCCAGACAGUUUCGGUGCAUAUGGAGGACUGGGCUCGCGAUGAUGAUCAAGAUGAUGUCGCGGAUGUUGAUGAUAUUGCGCACGAAUUUAAUACACCUUCAACUAACGGUGCUUUGCCCCCGCUGUCGAGCUGUAAGGAGGUGACCGACGUCAGUGCGCCAACGAUUGAACGGCAGAAACCUCGUUUACCAGUAACGGUAAUGCCGCGAAUUUGGGCUGAGUCUCGCCAAGAAGUCUGUGAAUCAUUCGACUACUUUCGAAGUUACCAGAGUGGUGUUUAUUCUUUGAAGGAUAUCGUCAAAGGCUAUCUUCUGGGUGGAUCACCCGCAAGCCGUGAUAUAUUUCAUUGCGAGGGAAGAUUAAUUGUUUCCCAUGGUGGCGGUAAAGCUGAGAGCAUUCUCGAUUACCGGGUUGGUGCUGCUCGGUUUCAACAGGCUCAGGAUCAAGAAGCCACAGACAAAUCCGUCCGUGCUCUACUCAAAAGCUACACGGACAAACGGCCUUUGGUUCUUCUAGCUGACGAUAAGUACGCUUUAUUCCCUUACGAUCUUGGUGCCUCGGGCUACACGUAUGUUGUCCUUGGAUUAUAUUGGAUAUCUCAUGCAUGGGCCGAGUAUCAACCCGCAUCCAAUGGAUGCGGAAAAGUUGUCCGCUGGAAGUUCGCUUUCCAAUGGUGCGAAGGACAGGGCAAUCCGUGGUGGAUAUCAUCCAAGAGCGAUGACGUGGAUAUGCUUUCCGAUCCCAUGGGAGAUUGUCAAUCUGCCCCUAGACAAGAUUCGUCGCCGCCAAAUGCCGUUGUCGAUGUGGCAUGCAAUAAAUGUUCUCAGAAGAGUCCUGUUGUUUAUUCACAGGGAUGGACGUGUCUGAACCCUUCUUGUACUUCCUUUUGGAGGAUAGGGGGACGAGAGCUGGAACACCUUGACUAUGACGCCGCAUUUUUACGCCCAAUUAAAACAAUCUUUACCAAUCUGCCAGAGCUUCGCCCUGCGAAGCUCAUUGAAACGAUGGAUUCCAUUACUACAUCGUAUGCAUUUAGCAAGGGCUGGCACUGUGAAAAGUGCGGGCGCCUUUCGAGUCGUUUCAAAUGGGAACAUUGGGAAUGUUCUCAUUGUCAUUCGAUUCACAAAGUUCCCGGAAGACUACGGACAGCAAAAGAGUUUUGGCACCAGCGACCACCGGCAGAUUUUCUACAUUCGCAGGUUGGAAAACAAUCAGGGAUCAUCGCUUGUCGACCACAGCCAUUCGAAUUGGGCGAUGGCGGAGGAUUCACAAACCACCUCACAUUCAUUCUCCCUCAUGGGAGAGGAAUGAUCCAUCUCUUAUUGGGCACUCCGUUGGCGAACAAACAGGCAGAUGAGAUAUUUCGACAGUAUCAGGAGCAAGCUGAAGAGGGAGAGUUGCUUCUUAGAAGAUACCCACUCAGGCUUCAAAAACUCCGUGGAACUUUCCUCACUAAUUACUUUUCUCAAAAUUCGGGCGAACCAUACCAGUAUGUUGGUGGAACAGGGAAUACCGUGCCUUUCGACAAGGCACCAUCAUCCGUGUGUGGUGCCCUCGCCUUGAUCAAAGAGAGAUCUCGUCUCGCUCUUCAAAAAGACAUACCGUUCAACGAGAUCCUCAGCGCUGCAUACAUGGAAAAACAAAAGAUGUCUUUCCACAGCGAUAGCGAGCACGGGCUAGGUCCUGUCGUAGCCUCCCUUUCACUAGGGUCCGCGGCAUUCAUGCAUUUUCGUGCCCGUGCCACAUCGAAGGAGCCAAAACAAUCAUCAUCAAACGUGUUGACUUUAAUCCUCCGGCACGGAGACGUACUGAUCAUGGAAGGCGAUGGUGUUCAACAGCAUUAUGAGCAUACUGUUAUACCCAUGAAUUUUCGCAUUGCUGCCACCGCUCGUUGGAUCGAAACUGCAUGAUCAGUGUUGCAUCCAACAAGUCAAGUUUUCUUUUUUUGGUUUGAAAUACCAUGUUUUCCGUUCUAUAACACUGCUUUGUUACCUUCU